AUGGCGAGUGGGUACAAAUUUCUUAAGAACAGGUAUUGGAUUCUGAGACACGGUAAAAGCAUUCCAAAUGAGAAGGGUCUCAUCGUUUCAUCUAUGGAAAAUGGAACACUUAAACAAUAUGAAUUAGCUUCUGAAGGAGUUCAUCAGGCGCGCUUGGCUGGAGAACUGUUCCUUAAGGAACUCAGUGAAAUGAACUUUGGACUGGAAAAUGUUCGAAUCUGCUAUUCACCAUUUUCAAGAACCAGUCAUACUGCAACAGUGGUGGCAUCUGUGCUAAAUAUUUCACUUGAAGGUCCACAGUGCAAGGCUAUGGAGGAUCUUCGGGAGAGAUACUUUGGUCCUUCAUAUGAGCUUAUGUCUCAUGAUAAAUACCCUGAUAUAUGGGCCGUGGAUGAGAAAGAUCCCUUCAUGCGGCCUGAAGGUGGAGAAAGUGUUGCAGAUGUUGUCUCUAGACUCACGAGGGCUUUAAAUAUUAUAGAAUCAGAUUUUGAAAGAUGUGCAGUAUUGGUUGUGAGCCAUGGUGAUCCGCUCCAGAUUCUGCAAACAAUACUUAGUGCAGCCCAGAUUCACAACGAUGACUUGACAUCAAUAAUGCAGGCAAUCAGCAUUCCAUCUGUGCUGUCAGGGCAUCGCAAGUUUGCGUUACAAACUGGAGAACUUCGUCAAUUAGUAUAG
Fraxinus pennsylvanica is the source of this 675-nucleotide messenger RNA. The record is from the annotation of a GenBank genome assembly. Lineage: Eukaryota; Viridiplantae; Streptophyta; Magnoliopsida; Lamiales; Oleaceae.